AUGCCGAUUCUAGAAGAGACCGUGACGGACAACGAGCACCAUGACAGUUCUGCAAUCGCAGAAGGCGAUGCUUCUAGCCGCCAUCCACGUGUUCCUCCAACCCCAGCUUCAGUUAAGAUCAAUGUCGAAGGCGCAUUUAUCGUCGACGACGAGAUGAGGGUCCGUAAUGGCACGGCGAGCGAGCAUGAGCACGUCCACUGGGAACACAAGGACAUCCGCCUUCCACAUCAUACUGACGUGGUGAGCCAUGUUGCCGUUGAUAUUGGCGGCUCUUUGGCGAAACUGGUAUACUUCUCUCGCGAGCCAGGCUCAACGCACGGCGGCGGCCGACUGAAUUUCGUCAACUUCGAGACAGACCGGAUUGAUCUAUGCAUUGACUUCAUUCAAGAAUUAAAAAAGACGCAAUCAAAGCUGAACGGGUCGACUCCACAGGAGCUGUGUGUCAUGGCGACAGGAGGCGGCGCAUACAAGUUCUACAACCGGAUGAAGGAGUUGCUACACGUGGAUGUCGUUCAAGAGGACGAGAUGGAGUGCCUAAUCAUUGGUCUGGACUUCUUCAUUACAGAAAUUCCCCGUGAGGUGUUCACAUACAGCGAAGAGGAGCCGAUGCAAUUUGCCGAGGCCCGUGCAGACAUCUAUCCCUACCUCUUGGUCAAUAUCGGAUCCGGGGUGUCAAUGGUCAAAGUCUCCGGACCUCGGGAGUUUCAGCGUGUGGGUGGUACGUCCUUGGGGGGAGGGACAUUCUGGGGCAUCCUGUCCCUUCUCACUGGAGCCCGCACCUUCGACGAGAUGCUCCGCCUGGCGGAGUUGGGUGACAACAGUGGCGUAGAUAUGCUUGUGGGAGAUAUCUAUGGUGGAGGAUACAGUAAAAUUGGGCUCAAAAGCACCACUAUUGCGAGCACGUUUGGGAAAGUGUUUCGAAUGAAGAGAAUGGCUGAAAGGCACGCGGAAGACGGCGAAGGAUUGUUCAACGGCGACGGUCAUGGCGAAGACCAUGACAUGUUGCGAGGAUUCAAGAUUGAAGACAUGGCCAGAAGCCUCCUGUACGCGAUAUCGAACAACAUUGGCCAGAUUGCUUACCUACAAUCGGAGAAGCACAAUCUUCAACACAUUUAUUUUGGAGGCUCUUUCAUUCGAGGCCAUACCCAGACGAUGAAUACCCUUUCUUACGCCAUCAAGUUCUGGUCCAAAGGCGGGAAGCAGGCCUACUUCCUCCGGCACGAAGGAUAUCUUGGUGCAGUUGGAGCAUUUCUCAAACGACAACCGAAGAACUGGGGCAGACGAAACAGUUUCGAGGAUAUCCGACUUGGCAAAGUGCUGUCGAGGGAAUAG
Cladophialophora psammophila CBS 110553 is the source of this 1332-nucleotide messenger RNA. RefSeq names its product type II pantothenate kinase. The transcript has 3 exons. NCBI's taxonomy places the organism in Eukaryota, Fungi, Ascomycota, Eurotiomycetes, Chaetothyriales, Herpotrichiellaceae. Gene Ontology annotation, molecular function: pantothenate kinase activity; ATP binding. Gene Ontology annotation, cellular component: cytosol; nucleus. Bases 1 to 1332 code for a protein of 443 amino acids. The record is from RefSeq and is a predicted model, not a curated record. Gene Ontology annotation, biological process: coenzyme A biosynthetic process.